Aphanomyces invadans is the source of this 1458-nucleotide messenger RNA. Its product is annotated as diaminopimelate decarboxylase. Lineage: Eukaryota; Oomycota; Saprolegniomycetes; Saprolegniales; Verrucalvaceae. Gene Ontology annotation, biological process: polyamine biosynthetic process. Bases 11 to 1300 code for a protein of 429 amino acids. The record is from RefSeq and is a predicted model, not a curated record. The transcript is spliced from 10 exons. Gene Ontology annotation, molecular function: diaminopimelate decarboxylase activity.
CGUCAUCCCCAUGGUCGUACCUCUGCCCGCGUCGCUCCAAGGAAAGGAAGGCCUCAAUCGCCUUGAACAGCUCGCCGACACAUACGGCACGCCGCUACAAGUGUACGACGAGCAGAUGAUCCGCGAUAACGCGCGCCACCUCUUGACCACGUUUCGCGCGCAGUUUCCGUCAUUUACCCAGUUUUACGCGGUCAAGGCCCUGCCAAACCCUGCGAUUCUCAAAGUGCUGUAUCAGGAAGGAUGCGGAUUUGAUUGCUCGUCGACGGCCGAAUUGCACAUUUGCAAGACGCUCGGCGUACCGGGUGACAGAAUCAUUUACACGUCCAACUACACGUCCAAGCAAGAUCUCGCUGUCGCGUAUGACAUGGGCGUGAUUAUCAACCUCGAUGACAUUUCGCUCGUCGACUCGCUGGUCGAAGUGCGAGGCCGUGUUCCCGACCUCAUGUGCUUUCGAUUGAACCCGGGUCUCGGUCGCACGGACUCUGAGACCAAGUCGAACGUGCUGGGCGGCCCGGACGCCAAGUUUGGCGUUCCCCCCUUCCAGAUUGUCGAAGCUUACCGCAAAGCGCAAGCCGCGGGAGCCACCCGUUUCGGCCUCCACAUGAUGACUGGGUCAUGUGUGAUGAACAACGAGUACUGGAAGGAAACAGUCACGUGUUUGUACAAAACGGCGAUGCAAAUUCAACAAGAACUCGGGAUCACGUUUGAAUUCAUGAACAUUGGCGGCGGCCUCGGCAUUCCGUACCUUCCCGACCAGCCUCGCGUGGAUCUUCAGUCGGUCGUCGCGCUCCUUCGCCAGACCUUUGACGAUCUCAUGGGCGCACACGAUAACACAACUCUCCCCAUGCUGUGCAUGGAGAACGGUCGGUACAUGACAGGGCCAUACGGGUGGUUGAUUGCCCGUUGCCAGGCCGUCAAGGAAUCCUAUGCCAAGUAUUACGGGCUGGACGCAAGCAUGGCGCACUUGAUGCGACCUGGCAUGUACGGCGCAUACCACCACAUCACAGUGCCCGCUCGCGAGCUGGACCAUUCUCCCUGGAUCAAGGCCAACAUCGUCGGCGAUUUGUGCGAAAACAACGAUUGGUUUGGCAAGGACCGAGAUAUUCCCGACGCCAAAGUUGGCGACCUCUUUGUCAUCUACGACACUGGCGCCCACUCGCACUCCAUGUGCUUUCAGUACAACGGCAAGCUGCGAUCCCCGGAGGUCUUGCUUGCGGCAGACGGCACCCCACGCCUCAUUCGCAUGCGGGAAACGUACGACUCGCUCUACGGCAACUGCGUCGUCCCCUCCGAUUUGUAAAGUAGCAGGAGGCCACCUCCCAUGGAAUAGCGGUCUCGACGGAACUCGAGCAGUCAAGCUCCCGCCCGGCAGCCAACUGUCAAAAGAGUAUUUCGGUCGCCUCGAUUCACACGGCCAACAAACAUCGUUUGAAUGGAAUCGGAACUGCCUUCACCAUA